Athalia rosae (coleseed sawfly) is the source of this 4731-nucleotide messenger RNA. RefSeq names its product paired box pox-meso protein (gene Poxn). Lineage: Eukaryota; Metazoa; Arthropoda; Insecta; Hymenoptera; Athaliidae. Bases 1911 to 3155 code for a protein of 414 amino acids. Gene Ontology annotation, molecular function: RNA polymerase II cis-regulatory region sequence-specific DNA binding; DNA-binding transcription factor activity, RNA polymerase II-specific. Gene Ontology annotation, biological process: regulation of transcription by RNA polymerase II; anatomical structure development. The record is from RefSeq and is a predicted model, not a curated record. The transcript is spliced from 6 exons.
CCCCACCCCGUGGAUGUCGGGACAGGUCGCUCCGCACGCGAGGACACGCUCCGUCGUUCGGGCCUGACUGAGACGGACCGCAAGCAAAACCCGUAACCCUGGCCGUCCACUCAGAGCCACCGUGUCCUUUGGUUGGACCGCAUCAUCGUUUACCAGUCUCUUGUUUCGAUCCGAUUGCCUCGAUUCUCACAAUCCUAUCUUCGCUCUCGUUCUCCCCAGUCGAGAGCGUCCGCAGCGAGACUUGGGAUUUUUCAAUUGUCGGGAUUUCAUUCGAUUCGGAGGAGUUUGCCUCCCGCAGUGGUCCAGCGGUUCGCGGUCGACCAACGCGUCCGCUUUUCAUUCAACUUUUAUCCGGCGUUCGAUCUUUUUUCGGACUUUUUCAUCGAUCGACAUCCGCGGGUACGAUCGACGAGAAGGGAGAGGGAGGUCCGAGAAAAAAUAAAAGAGGGACACACGAGACGAGAGAGAAGUAGAACCACGCCGCAGAGAUCGGGAGAGAGGAGUUUCCACCGUUGACAAGUGCUGAGAUUCGUCGGACUUUUUGUUUUGAAAAUUUCCCUCUCGCCAUCCGUAUUCGGUACAGUGCAGGGCCAUCAUCUGACGAACAAUUGCGGUAUAAUUUGUGACCCGGUUAUAUCGUACGUAGAGACGAUCAUCGAGUGCCACCUAAAAUUAUCCCCUGUAUAAAAUUGCGCGCCAAAAAAUUGCAACGUGAAAAGUAAAUCGCGUCGGUCGGUCACUUUCCGUUUAUAUCGUCGAAUGAAUAACUCCCCGUUCGACUUUUAUUUUUUUUAAUCGUUAAAAGGUACCCGGGAGUACCUCGUCUAACGAGUGUCCUUAAUUUUUUCCUUCCCCUCGAUCGGUCGUGCACGCGUACGCGCGUACAGUUGGGCAGUGAAACUGAAAAGACGGAGGAAAAAUAUCCGACCUGGCAAUGGUGACGGUUAUACGACGAAGAGAAGGAAGACGACACUCCGAGGAAUAAAUUUGUCCCAAGUGCCGAGAUACACCGUAGAGAUACAUGUGUAUAUUUUCUAAGGUGAUUGCGGAGGAAGAACCAGCCACGACGUUAUUUUCGUAUAAAACUUGCCACGCGAGUGCCGCUCCAGCCAUCUGGGGAAAAUCUCGACUUUUGACCCGCGACGAUUUGUGGCACGGUGUUCGGUUUCUAAAAAUUCAAAACUCAGAAUAAAAUAACUAAAUAAACCGAACGAGGUAUGACGUGAAAUAAGACGGGAAGAAAUAAAGAAACAGAGAAUCUAUAAAGCCCGUAACUAAUACUCGACCAAACGAUUCCGUUCGGACUUGGAGAGGACGAUAAAAGUAUAAAGUCGUAGGCUUUUCAUUUUUCAUGCACCGAAGCGCAUGAAAGAGGAGGAGCUGCACGAGUCGAGGAUAAACUUUGAGCGAUACGGAGGAGGAGGAGGAGGAGGAGGAGGAGGAGGAGGAGGAGGAGGAAGAGUCCGCCGAAGGGAAUAAGGGUUCUCGGAUUAAAAGCACGUGGUUUUAUUGUUUUGUACGUACGAAGUGCGGCUAUUUGUCAAUCGUCCGGGGGGACAAAACCCAUCGGUAAAAGAUCUCGUCGAUCUCGAGAACGCGGUGGUGGUUGAUCGGUGCGCCGCGUGGUACGCGAGGAGGAGGAGGGAAGGGUUAAAAAUCGGAAACAAAGUGCCGAGGACAACCGCGGACCGAGUGGAAAGGAGAAGAAUAAACGGAGAAAAUACUCUGGGGGGGGGGGGGAGGUGGAGCCGGAGAGUCCCGAUCGGAGAGCAGCGGGCAACAGCUCGUCAAUUUCAUCCGCUGGACCCUAUAUAUGGCAUUAAGUAUGAUCCAGAUGCUACUCACGAAGUGAACCAGCGCGAAACACACCAUUAACAAUCGUCAGGAAGGCCGGAUCGAUCCUCUCCGAAAUGCCGCAUACCGGUCAAGCUGGGGUCAAUCAGCUGGGAGGAGUGUUCGUUAACGGUAGACCACUACCGGAUUGCGUGAGAAGACGAAUAGUGGAAUUGGCCCUUCUGGGAGUUCGGCCUUGCGAUAUUUCGCGACAGCUUCUAGUUUCCCACGGAUGCGUGUCGAAAAUUCUCACCAGAUUUUACGAAACCGGGAGUAUCAGGCCCGGCAGUAUCGGCGGCAGUAAAACAAAGACUAACAAGAGAGCUUUGCUGUUGCAGCAAGUAGCGACGCCGACUGUGGUCAAGAAAAUAUUACGCCUGAAACAGGAACAGCCCGGGAUGUUCGCCUGGGAAAUAAGGGAACAACUCGCGCGACAAGGAGCCUGCGAUCCUCAAAGUUUGCCCUCGGUUUCCUCCGUGAAUCGAAUUCUUCGGGGCGGCGGAUUGCACGCCGAUCAUCCGUCGAUCGAAGGAGGAACGUCGAGCGCUUAUCAGGCGCAAAUCACGACGAAUCUCAACGCGAGAGACGCCCUGAUGAGGACGGACUAUCAGCAAAAGCUGUUUUAUCCCGGUACGUUGGGUCCGCUACAUAUUUCAACGACUUCCGGCGGAGCGACACCACCGUCUUGGAACCCUAGCUUCUACUCCUCUCUUUAUCACGCCACCACCUUACACCUGCAUCACGGAAUGCAAACCUUCGCAUCGCUGGAAACUGCGGACCGCAUUUCCCAACUGGCGAACGGUCAGAGUCAAGUUGAGCUUAAAUCGAGUUCGAGCUCAAUGGCCGGAAGCGACGACUCCUUGGAUAAAAGUGACUUGGACGAGACCAACGAAUCUCAAGAUCAUAAUUAUAAAUCUUUUCAAAAUUCAUCGUUGAUUCUCGAAUUGGGUCACAAAAUCGGCAGCGAUCGGAGCGCGUUUGUGCGCCAUGGCACGCCGUUAACGAAUCAAAAAUAUAAAACUGUUCGAAAUGAUUGUUCGCCGAACAAUAAUUCGGAGCAGAGUAGCGUCGGUGAUCGCGACUUGAGCGGGACGUGUGCGUCCCGCAAAACCCUCGAAAUCGACGACCCGGUGAUUCCGAACGAUUCCACCAGCGAGAAUAGGCAACGCACGCCACAGGCUCAGCCUCAACGGAAGAGAAACCCUUAUUCGAUAGAAGAACUUUUGAAAAAAGAUGAAAAUAAAUGCGAAUCAAAGAGACAAAGAUUGGCGAAUAUCGGCGUUGUUCAACCCUGCGGUCUCGUUCUCAACAAGGAGAUUUAAAAACUCAACCUAUUCUGAUACAUCAUCAGGAUUAUCGAUAAGCUCGUUAUUGAAUCAUUAUCAUUUGGUAGGACACUAUUAUUAUUGUUGACGAAUGACACUGUAAAUUAUGCGUACGAUAUUGAUAAAAAAACCCACAAAAAAAAAAAAAAAAAAAACAAAAAAACAGAAGCUGUAUUACGUUAGAUUCUAAUUAAAUUAUUAUCAAUCACUAUUAUUAGGAUAGGAUCAAUGGUAUCGUAUGAAUAUAAUAAUAAUCAACGUACAGAGUUUCGUGUCCAGAGUUCACCGUACUUUGUAGAAUAUUCAAUACUGAGGUAGUAAUAUUUAUCACACUUCAUACAAUUGCAGUGUAAUUUUUUCGAUCAACGAAUCGAUCGAUGAGAGCGGAGUUGAUAAUAUUCGCCCGGAGUAAAAAAUUUGUAACCCUGCCGAUUACGUCUUUCUCAUUGUCAGAUGACGAAGCGAGUGCGUGAAAAUUAAAGCCCCCGAAGUGAGACACGUUGAAAAUCGAAUAUUGUGUCCUCGAAUUAGUUGAAUUCCAACUUUCAACAACUACAGAUGCAGGAUACGUAGGGGUUUAAAAACGACACGAGGAAUGCCGCCGUUAUAAAAUCAUAAAACGCUCCCGAACGUGGUGCAGCAGGACGUCUAUUACAUCGCGCUGGCGACCAAGUGAGCCCGCUAAGGUUACAGUCAAAAGUGGAGAAUUAUUCCCACCUAUGAAUCUUAUUGCCUUUGUACGUGCAGCGUCGCUUUACAAGUGCGCUUCGUUGAUAAUGCGGAAAAAAUAUUCACGCGACCGGCGAGAAACGACUACCACGAUCCACCGACGCCGGAUAGAACGCCGCCGAGGAUACAAGGAUGAGAAUGAAGAUGAGCCGGAGUCGAGGUGCGUUUACAACGUUGUAAACGAUUUCAGCUUUUUAUUCAUCCUGGAUUAAUUAAUGCACCAUAAACGGCGCGGUUUAAUGGCGGACAUCUUCUGCCGAUUCUUAUGCCCGCAUUGCUCGUGCAUCGCAGGUUAUUCCAGUCGUAUUUAAAUUACACUCGGAAUUAUGGCUUUUGCCUACCUAAUGAAGUGAACGCACGUUUCGCGUCAAUGCGUAUGUAUAUACCCAUAUGAAAGUCGUUUAGGAAUAAUUUUUUUUAAACAAUAGAGUCGCCCGAUCGUCCUAAGAAUUUCAGUGUUACGGUGAUCGAAGACAAAACUCGGCGAUCGGGGAGAUGAACUUUUCUAUAGAUUAUAGAGAAACUUCUUCGUCACAAGUAUUUAUUGUAGUUAUACAUGUAUAUCUUGGAGUAUGAAAAACGCCAGUAAUUAUGACGAAACGGUAAUUUAUUGGAACGAUCGCUAUUGGCUCGCGGAAAUUCUUGGAAUUUAACUUUGAAGGUGGUACAGGUACAUCGACGACCAAACUCGAAAGUGCAGUAGCAAAGAAACUGCGACGAACUAAUUCGAAAUAACGCUUUCAUCGGAAUUUUCUUGGAUUUCAAAAAGCCUUUCGAUAACAUGACUGUAAUACCCGGCUAUAAUCGACUUGUAAUAAAUUAUGCUGUAUCAUAUCAUUAAAUA